AUGCCUGCAGCUGCAGUGCUAAUGUCACGAAGAACGGAAUGCAGGAAAUGUGGAAAACCCCUACAAACAGACCAAAAUUGGAAACCAUUGUCGUGUAUCACCUUACUCGUGGGACCUAUCUUGGUUGUCGUCUUUCGAAGAAGUGUUCUAAGUGCAAAGUAUAUGAACAUUAUGGGUUUUUUACUGAAAAUGGCCAAAGAACGUUUGAUUUAG
Paramuricea clavata is the source of this 213-nucleotide messenger RNA. NCBI's taxonomy places the organism in Eukaryota, Metazoa, Cnidaria, Anthozoa, Malacalcyonacea, Plexauridae. The record is from the annotation of a GenBank genome assembly.